Molecule: messenger RNA, 8995 nt
Organism: Paramisgurnus dabryanus
Lineage: Eukaryota; Metazoa; Chordata; Actinopteri; Cypriniformes; Cobitidae
Source: RefSeq, a predicted model, not a curated record
UGCUUAAUAAGAUUAGAGAUAUUUUAAAUAAUGUUUGUACCAAGGGGCACCAUUGACUGUCAUAGUAUGAAAAAAAUAAUACUAUGAGAGUGAAUGGAGCCCCAGAUCUGUUUGGUUAUUAACAUUUUUUUAAAAGAAGUUUGGAACAACUUGAGGAUGAGUAAAUGAUGACAGAAUUUCAUGGCCCAACUCAUACAAAUUGCUUUCCUACUUGAAAUAUCAAAUGGGGUGAACUGAAUGCGUGUCUCUGUAGGAAGUUAAAAUCGUAAAGGUUAUCAUAUUGUAGUAAUUGGCACAAACUCGCUCACAUACACGCACAAGAAAAGACAAGGGAAUACAUGGUGUGACAAGGAGUACUUUGGCCUUGGUGUGACCCUGCUGGGAGAGUCUAGUGCUGGCAGUGCUGAAGUGCAGUUACUGUGUGUGCUGGCCUGUCUCUUUCUGGCUCCACAUGAUGACAAACAGCUAUUGUCACGCCAUACCACAAGAACAAUUGACUUGUUAUGCCUCUCGGAAAGAGGCAGAAGACAGAGGCAAAAGUUUAACAUUACAACCACAAUUAAAUCAGAAACCUCCAGUGGUCUGUUAUUGAGAGAUAGCUGUGUGCAACGUGGCUGGUUGGUGACAACAGGGUAUGGAAAGGUAACGGGAUGUAGAGAUGCCCUCUUUGAACAGACAAACCCAUUUAGUGCUUGGCUGAGAGGAGAAUUUGGCCAGUAUAACAUCAAAAUAAUGCAUAGUUUAAAAAACUAGAAAAAUGUUAGUCGGACUCUGCCUGAUGUAAACUGUAUUAGCUCUAAAGUCUAAGGACUACUUCAGAAAAAAACGGUCACCUUGCGUAUUUUGACAUCGGGGGAAAGUGUACAAUAAGAAAAGAAACAGAGUACACGUAUACAUGAAGUAAAAACGUAGCAUCGUAAAUAUCUUACAGUCAUAUGGACAAAAUUGAUGCAUGUUCUUAUUUAAAAUAUUCCCAGACAGGGCUUAGUCCCAGACUAAAAUGCAUGUUUUAGCUUCCUUAAUUUAAAAACACCUGUCACUGACAUCUUAACAUGUAUCAGUGCAAUUGUUUUGUCUUAAGAUGCACAUCAGUAAUGUUAUUUUUUUGUAAGGGAUGUUUGUGAAAACUACUUAAAUGUCCUAAUAUAACCAAGGCCUAGUCCUGAAUUACUCUACACCCUGUUUGGGAAACUGCCCCUUUAAGUUUAAAGUGUCCAGAAACAAAUAUUCAUUUUUAUUUACUAUAGCCACUAGAUCUGGCAAACAUCAACACUUUUAACAUGGACUCACUUGUUUAACACAAUUUAUGUAUAUGCUUAAUCUUUAACAUUUUUAACCACCUAAAAUCCAAAGGGGUCAUUUAUUAAACGGCACCUAUACUGUACGAGAGUUUCAAUUUACACGACAGACCAGAGAAGCUAAUAAGGGCUCAGAGGCCUGUCAAGCGCCCCGUUUCACCCCACCCUCCAUCUUCCCUCUCUCUCAUUGCUGGAAUGAGUGCACUUUCCGAUUGCUCCUCCCCAUGCACUCACACAAACACACACACACACCAAAUGACAUCACCACACAUCUGUUGUCCCAACAGGCAUUCAUCACAUGGGCAACAAAACGACAAGCCUCUCUUUUCUACCCAUCUCCCAACCUUUUUAUCUUGCGUUCAUUCUACAUCUUUCUCUCUCGACCUGUGUCUGCACAGCGCUGUAGUCUAAACUCCUGUCAGUUUCUGAUUCAUCCUAGAUAUACAGUCACAUGCAGUGGAAAAAUAGUAAAAAUCCACCUUUGGUAGUAGGCAUUUAGGGGAGCUUUCUGCAUAUGCGUGUGAUUGCAUACAGACCCCGUUAGCUGGGUUACGGCUGUUGUUAUAUAGUAUACGAUUGUAUACAAUAAUUCAUAGUUUGCAUUCUUUUGUAGUGAACAAUAAAAAUGGCAAUAACGUCAUAUUUCCAUUGCACUUUAAGUCCUGCCGAAUGUCCCUAUAAUCCUUUAAGUGCAACAUUUGAAAGACCUUGCUCAAAUGGUUGUUAAUAAAAAUAUAAUCCCUACAUCAUAGACACUGUCACAUUUAUGGACACUAAAUGGGUUUUAACAGCCCAUGCGAUAUGAUUUUUGAUAUUUGUAUUUCAAAUAAAAGGCAUGCUUUGGGUCUGACCCUAACAGUCCUGAUUCAGCUUUAAUCGACAGUGGAUAAGUUUAUACUUGAGAGGGCGGGAAACAAGAUGGCGGGUGCAGUGAGGUACAGAUCCCAUUUGGGGCAGCAGCAGAGUUCUUAAUCUUCUGCAAGAUAGGCUGUCAAGUAGAGCCCCCUUGUGGAGGUUUAAACCAACUGCUCUGGUAGGCGUAAAGGUUACGCGUAUGGGAAGGUUAGGCAUGUGCUAAACCUGACAUGGGGAGGUUAUUUUGAUGGAGGGACAGAUAGGGUGGAUAUCCUUACACCAGUGAGGGGUGAAAGCCUGGUCAGAACAUUGGGGGAUCACUUUUGUGGAGCUCUGUCUCCCUCUAUUGGAAAGAUUGAAUAUUGCACUUUUUAAAAGCAAACGUAAGAUUUUAUUCAUUUUUCACUUUUCAUUUAUUUCUACAAGCACAAAAACCUAUGUUGCAGCAAUGUUAUUAAUAAAUGUGCAACUCAUUAUGUUUCUGCACAUCAAUUUCAAAGAUGUGCACAGUCUAUAAUAUAAUAUAGCAUUUGGACAGUUUUAGAAUUAUUAGCAUGUGGUAGAAUGUCAUGUGGGUCUUUUUAUAUAUUAAAUUACACUGUCACUGCUUGCAUGUCUCCAGCUGUUUCUGUGUCUGUUUGUGGGUAGCUGUACCAGCAUCUGUUUUAUGUUUCGAGUGGGAGGGAAAGAAAAAGAAUCAAUUCUGGAAGAACUUAUAGGAAAUAUGUGAUUUACACAGACAUUUAUAAGCAAUACAAUAAUGAAAGUAUGCAGUUUAAUUUCUCUGUAUUUGAUCGCAUCUAUUUGCAAAAAGUUAAAAAAUAUACAGACAGUAAUUGAGAGGACAUGUUCCUAAAAAAAUAUCUCCGCUAAAUCCCCAGAGCUGGUGAAAGAAAAUUGCAUCCAUAUGUACACAGCAUCAUAAUCGUGAACAAAUCAAACUAUGAUUUACCAGCUUGUUGAUCGUGCACGCAGUUGGACUCGUACUGUAGAUGUCACAGGGUGCAUACUCAGAAAGUAACUGCAGAUGAAGAACUAAAGCCAAUAGCAUUGAUGGAGGGGUGGGGGUUAUUCAUGACCACUUUCCAUUCAGUGUAGCACAGAACAAGAGUACUAAACAAGCUGGCUUAUCUGCUGGAGUUUACAAGCAAAUGGGGCAUAGACAAAAUGCAAUGAGACAAGAAGAUUUUCCCUCAAGAUUCUUAGGAAAAUUGUCAAUUUUUCCCAUCUGCGAUCGCGAAGAUGUAAAGAAUUAGAUUCCAUUUGUGUACCUUCCAAAGAAUAAGAGGCGAGCAUAGCUAAAAAAAAAAAUGCAGUUUUGGCUGGAGAGCUCUGUGGUCAGAAACACUAACAAAGCCAUUUGAUGGGAUUUUCCCCUUUUUUGCAUUUCUCUCCCUCUUUCAGGGGCCUGACCGAAUAUCAUCCAUUAUUAUAUAUUAGUUGUUUUAAAAUAGCAGUAACCUGCACUUGUAUAGUAAUUACUAGUAAUAACAAUAAAUCAUGUAUAACUGGCCACAAAACAAACCCUAACAUUAUAGUAAGUACAUUCUGUAACACUUACACUGUAACAAUGACUCCUUAAAAUAAAGUCCAACCCAGCAUACAGGAAAAAAAACUACAAGAAUCGCAAAACAAGAACGGCGAGCAUGCAUAGGCUAUAAUGCCUGCAGGUCUGACAGCCAUCACAAUGCCAGUAGACAGAUACAUACGAAAGUUAUCAACUUGAAUUUGCAAUAGCCUAUUUUUCCAAGUAAACCCUGUACUCCCCUGCAACAACUAUAUACAAACAGAAUCAGAAAUUGUGAGUAGUAACUGCACUUUGAUCUCUGCACUACUGAGGGACACCGGCUCAUAAACACGUUCAUCCUUUGAAGCUUUAUGAUGUUGUACCAUUACGUCUCCACCUUCUGCCCUGUCCAAGCUGCCGUGCCUUAGGGCAAACAAGCUGCUGUUUGCAUAGAGCAUCUUUACGAGUGACAGUGAAUUUGUUUGCACGUUGGCCCGCUUAGACUGCAGGGAAUUUGUUCAUGCAUCCCAAAACAAUUUAACAUGUCCUCUAUUUGUUUCUUUGGCUGUUUUUAACACAGGGCCGACUGCGGGUACAUCUUUGAAGUGCCAUUACACAUGACAGCAUAGCACACUUCCAAUACUUGCCACUAGAGGGAGCUGUAAUUCAGUAAAGCGUAUAGAUGCGCAUCAACAAUUUUAUUUAUGGAUGUAACUUUUAUUUGCACGAUCUUACAAGAAAAACCGUGCACUGUGAAAAAUGAUAAAUGAUUAAAUGCCACGAGAUGCAUUGCUAUGCGUUUUUAGUUGCAUACGUGAUACUUCUGUAUUUUCCAGAGGAUUUUUUUUUUAGUUUAGUUUGCAAAUUGUAUUGGUGAACCAUGCUUGCCUUUAAAAGUGAUGAGAGAAGUUGCAUGCAUCAUUUACAGAGAGGAAUUGUAGUUUGCCCACAUGCAACACUUUAAAUCCUUGGCUUUUACUUUUUUCUCUACAAUCUAUAAAAGAAAGUUUUUUUACGCACCUGACCAAGACCAAAUACUGUUAUUAUUAAGCGUUUAUAAAACGUUAUAAAAAGUUUCACACAUACAUCCCACAACUACGUCCGUUUCUCACCAACCUCGAUACAUAACGCAAAAAAAGGCGGAGAUGUCACUCAAGCGUGCCCGUAAAGGUGGGCGGACUGCAGUGUCCCCCCUCUGCCAAUGGCAAAGCACAGACACAAGACCCAAAAUCCCUAAAAUCACCCAUCAGUCUGUGAAGCAGCCCGUAUCGCGCAUGCAGGAGAUGACGGAUCGUGUCCCCGCGCCCGCAGCUCACGCACGGUCCGCGGCGCGCCGAGCAGCAGCGUGAACGCCACGAGGAGACUUCAGCGCGCGCUGGGAAUUUACUCGCUCAUUCGCUUUCUCUUCAAUGUCACCAUGCGCAGCAUCUCAUCUUGCGGUGCACUGCUUUCCAUCUACUACCCCCAGAUCUUCCUCAUCCUCACCAGCGGCAGCUACCUGUAGGGCUUUGUCUUCAGUGGUGGCUUUGGGUGCGAACAUCAUCUGCAACAAGAUUCCCGGUCUGGCUCCCCGACAACGUGCCAUCUGUCAAAGCCGCCCAGAUGCCAUCAUCAUCAUCGGGGAGGGCGCUCAGUUGGGCAUCAACGAGUGCCAGUAUCAGUUUCGCUACGGGCGAUGGAACUGCUCUGCCCUUGGAGAGAGGACGGUCUUUGGGCAAGAGCUGAGAGUAGGCAGCAAGGAGGCUGCGUUUACCUACGCCAUCACCGCUGCUGGUGUCGCCCAUGCUGUGACAGCAGCCUGCAGUCAGGGCAACAUGAGCCACUGUGGCUGCGACAGAGAAAAGCAGGGCUAUCAUGACCAGGAAGAAGGCUGGAAAUGGGGCGGCUGUUCAGCGGACGUUAAAUACGGAAUGGAGUUCUCCAGGCGCUUUGUGGAUGCCCGAGAGAUUAAAAAAAAUGCAAGAAGAUUGAUGAACCUGCACAACAAUGAGGCUGGUAGAAAGGUUCUAGAAGAAAGCAUGAAGCUGGAAUGUAAAUGCCACGGUGUUUCCGGCUCAUGCACCACAAAGACCUGCUGGACAACUCUGCCGAAAUUUCGGGAGAUCGGCUACGUGCUGAAGGAGCGCUACGCCGCCGCUGUGGAGGUGGAGGCCGUGCGAGCCACGCGUUUUCGACAGCCCUCUUUCCUGCGGCUAAAGCAGUCUCGCGGAUACAUAAAGCCCACGGACACGGACUUGGUGUAUUUGGAGCGCUCGCCCAACUACUGCGAAGAGGACGCUGCGACGGGAAGCCCAGGAACUCGGGGACGCCUCUGUAACCAUACGUCCCCUCACGCGGAUGGCUGCAACCUGAUGUGCUGCGGCCGUGGCCACGACACCCACCAGUACACGCGGGUGUGGCAAUGCAACUGCAAAUUCCAGUGGUGCUGCUUCGUCAAAUGCAACACCUGCAGCGAAAACACAGAGGUUUUCACCUGUAAAUGAGCAAGACAAGGACGAGUCGUCGAUGGAAAUGGCAAGAAAAUGGAAGUGUUGAUCUACAGGGUCGCAUUUCUACACGGCUUCACUUUGCACAUCAGGCAGUCUCUAUGCGUGCAGAAGAUGCCGGAACUUCAGAGGAAAAUGCACUGACCGCAGUCUGGGUUGUAUUAUAUGAUUUCAUGCAUAUAUGCGGACGCUACAAAUGCAGCGCACGGACUUUAUAGUUCUCAGAUUCUCGAAUACUUAAGGAAGGCCGCUAUUGAGGGUACUGACUAAAAAUUUAUGAGCCCCUAUGGGAGUUCAAGAGGAAAGACGUGCUUUAACUCUGGAAAUGCUGGAAAGCUUAUAAAUGUUCAGUCACACUGUAUUUGUUUGAACACUGAAAAGAACAAACUUUUCCUUCUCUAUGGAGAAAAAUGCUAACAACUGUACUGUAAAAGUCCUCUGUAUGGUACACAGAGGUGUGACGGUCUCUCUUUACGACGUAUAAUGCCAUUGCUACUGAUAAUGUUACUUCCAAAAUUUGACUUUAAACGAUACGCUACGGUACAUUGCGUAUGCAAGUGCUUCUUUAUUUUUUACCCAAAACAGAAAAUUUACAGUAAAUCAAGAAAAAACGAAUUUGGUCAAUGCUGCAGCUACUACCAUACUAGUUUUAUGGGGCCAAAAUCUUUGUUUUGCAUGGUAUGGUAUGCUGUGUUGUUUUGUCUUGUAGAUUUGUUGUGUCUAAAUGUGUGUGGGACAGAAAGUGAAAGAACUUUUAAGUACCUCGUAGAAAUCCAAUGUGACCAAUCACCUUUCAAGUGCACAUUGCAUUCCCACGAAUUCCGGAAUCGUGGAACUCCACAUUACUGAUCCGGCAUGCACGAGAUCUCCUCGUCUAGUUAUAUUCCACUUUACCCAACCGUAGAGCAGAGGUCUGAAUCGAUUAGAGCUAUACAUUUUUUAUCUAAAGUGUUUAUAUGGCUGGAAAAUUUGUAAAAGUAUAUUUUUUUAUUUAGAAAAUAUGGCACUUUAUGUCAAGUAUAUUCAAAAAAGAACAGAGUUAUUAUUAUUAUUCAUACAAUUUAUCUCAUCAAUCGCGUCGUCUUUUAAGCAUUUAAUUAUAAAAUUUACGUUGCGUUUAAUGAUUCUUUCCUAAGCAGACCACAAUUCACUCGUCAAGAUUCAAACUCAUCUUUUCGUAGGAUUUGUAUUUGUACUUCCUUGCAAAUCACUACCGAAAUAAAUGAAUCAAACAGUUCGUAACAUUUACAUGCAUCUUAUUACAACAUCGCAUUUAAUAACAACAGCAUAUGCGUUCAAUUAAACAUGUACAGGUGCAUGGAUAUCAAAGGUACGUCAACAAUUGAUCUCUCCUAAAUAUUUUUUUUAUAUAUAUUGAAAUCUCCAGAGCCUACUCCUGCCUAAAUUUGAAUAGGCUUGACCUGGCUCAUUUAUUGGGACACCGUAUAUGCUCUCUGCCCCUCUGGUCUUUUUCCUGUGUGUGAAAAGCAUUGCAGGCAGCCAUCAGAGCAGAAGUAAAUGGGACCUGUUUUGUUAGCCGUCUGAACUGCUGGGUACCGGAACCGUGUAAGCUCCCACACUAUACAACGGAUUGUGAGUAAAGUCAACCUCGAUUGUUUCAUGCAAACAUUUUGUCAUUAAAAAAUAUGAGGCAGAGAAAACAGGGUGUGGCGGGGAAAGCGGAGGCCUCCAAAGAGGGGCAUUAAUGGAAGGGGUGCGGACCACUCAGCUCAUUCCAGGAAGGGAUGGGCCGAUGUGUGAUUCUGCAAGCUAAUACUUCUGGUCUGAUUCACUUGCGACAAACCGAACUAGAUGGGUACGAAAUCGAGAGGUAUGGGAAUGAGAGAAAAAAAAUGAUGACUGGUGUCUGCUCAGCCUUUGAGAGUUUCCUGUGUAGAUUAGGUCGAACAGGAAGCAAAGGCAUCCAAACCACUGUAAUCGCCACUUACCAAGAUGCUUUGCUUAAAGUAUGUUGUUCCAAAACCGUGUGAUGUUAUGAUCAUAUGAUUCAUGCAAUGAAAGAGUAUGGUGACCAAGAACUAACAUUGUCCUGUUACACCAUACAGGCUUUGUGGAUGAGUAAAUGAUGACGGGAUUUGCAUUUCGGGGAUUCGAGGAUAUUUAAAGCGAAGUCUCGUGGGUAUGAGAGGCGAACUUUACAUGCACAGAUCCAGAGGGCGCAUGGUUUGAAUUAGGGAUUAACCUUUACUCCCUGUUGGUCACCAGUCUCUUUAGUGUGUGAAAAGCCAGGAAGACAUGGUUCUGCUUGUUUCAUUGGAUUUGAAUCCCACAUGGGGGGCUGCAAUCAAAGACCCCUAAAUGCAUCACAGAUAUCAGCAUGGUUCCUUCUAAGAUAAGCUCCUCUUGGCGUGGACCAACACAAAAGCUCACACCAGCCCCUUGUGCUCCCAACCAAUGAUUGGAUAAUUAAAAUGACCCCGGUGUUGUUCUGUGAGUGUUUUUAAGCCAUCUCCGUAGCAUAUAUAACACAGCAAAGAGGAGCGCGGGGAUGGGGAACUAUGGGUCUUUCUUUAAAGGCCUGAGUAGAAGACUGCCAUCCCUUUCCUCCACUCUGAAGCCCAUCUCUCUGAGUAUUGUGUCAUCUGCCACACCUUGGCUUCGAAGGCCUUGAAUCAGCUUCUGAUUCUCUGGGUUAUUUUCCAGAAUGUUCCGGAUGGCAAACACGGCCCAUUGGCUUAUGACUGGAGUGAAUGUUGAGGAAAAGUCAAAUGUGACAUUCAAAGUGGGGCUGUCAACUCAAAACAUUGUUUCUCGACUUUUAAUUAGGGCUGUCAAACAAUUUAUCGCGAUUAAUCGCACAGAAAAUAAACGUUUGUGUUUGCAUAAUA